AUGGAAGAUAACCAUAACCAUGAUUUUUCGGAAGAAUUUGAUGAAUCGUUUGACGAUGAGAUAACGACAACAGGAGAGAUUGAGACUCCUUACGAUAAUUACUCUGAGGAUGAAGACAUUAUUUCGGACAUUGACCCAGCAAAGUCAACACCGCAUUAUCAUGUUCAACGAGCCGAAGAAGUCAUGCGACAAGUAAAAUAUGUUGCAAGUGAAACUGGCUGGAAAAAAGUGUUAUCCCAUAAGAGUGGUGUUUCGGUAUGGAGCAAACCUGGCAUCAAUAAGAAUGACAAGUCACCUAUUUUAAAGGGUGAAGGCGUUAUACAGGGUUUCACUCCGCAAACAAUAUUCUCCGUAAUAGGAGAUAGGGGACUCUGGGACGACUGGUAUACGGACGGCAACUUGAUUGAAAAUUUAAACGAUACCACAAGUUUGACCUAUAUGGUCAUUCAAGCAUUGGCUGGGACAAAAGCACGAGACUUGUCCCUGGUGGAAAAAAUAGAAUGCACUUCAACAGGAGUUAUAUAUUUUGCAUCCACAUCAGUUGAAACUCCAAAAGUUCCACGUGUCUCAAACAGAAUUCGAGCGCAUAUCAAACUUAAUGGUUGGAUUCUUGAUCCGGUCUCCAUUAAUCCACCAGCGACAAAAGUAACAUAUAUUCUACAAACAGACAUAAAAGGAUGGGUUCCUUUUUUUGUUUCCAAGAAGUAUUUGGCCAGGCGUCCUCUUGUUAUUAACGUUAUUGAUCAAUAUUUGCAAAGAAAUGGACCGCCUCCGAUUGCUGCUGCUAGGUCCACACCACCACCUUCUCGAAAACCUUCUCGAAAACCUUCUCAGACAAAUUUAUCCUCAAGUCGUCCAGCGACUAUCGUUAACGGUGGUAGUGUCCGAAGUAAAAUAUCUUUUAUGGAAGAUUCAGAGGGAAACCUCAUAUUGAAUGGAUCAAUUCAUACCCCUAAUGGAUCUACACAUGUAGAUGAUGUUUCUGUUUCUGAACCAUCAUCUCCGUAUUCUACAUAUUCGCACAAAAGAAUGCAAAAUAAAUCCAAUGGCAGUAUUCCAAGUGCCUUAUCGAAUCAAUCAUCGAGUUCAUCAUCUAUAAAGCAAUUUUCAAUCCCUACACAACAACAAUCAUCGUCACCAGUACCUACUCUUCAGAUUUCAUCCAAAUCAUCGUCACCAGUACCUGCUCUUCAGAUUUCACCCAGAUCAUCGUCACCAGUACCUGCUCUUCAGAUUUCACCCAGACCAUCGUCAUCAUUACCUAGAUCACCAUCACCUUCUGAUCAAAGUUCACCCAGAUCACCAAAGUUAGCACAAAUGUUCCAAAAUCGAUAUUCCAUAAUUCAACAUAGGCACAGUGAUCCAUUAUACAAAGCUCUCACCACAUUAAAGAGCUACGCAGAGAGUCUAGAUGGUUGGGAACUUUAUACGGAAAAUAAAGGCGUAAAAAUUUAUAUGAAAGAAAUUCCAGGAAAAUCAAUGCCAAUUAUGCGCGGUGAAGCAACAAUUACUGGUGGGUGGACUGCUGAAGAUCUUCUAGCGACGAUUCUUGAUCCUUCUUGUAGAAAACUAUGGGAUGACCGUUUAGAAGAAAGUGUGAUUGUAGAAUAUCUAACUGCUACGGUUGCGACAACUGAACGUGAUCUAUUUUCUGGUGUAAUCUACAAUGCUAGUUGUUCUGUGGUUGAUCCUGCAAUACCAGAAACUAGCAAACAUGUACGAGCUCAAUUAGAUUUGGCAGGUUGGGUUCUUCGCCCUCAAUUUGAUUCUGCUGGAUACACAACUGCUGUUGACGUCAUUUAUAUUGUUGAUAUUGACAUAAAAUUGCAAAGUAUUCCAUCAGCCAUUCUAAAAACAAUUUCCAUCGGAACGCCAUUGUGUGUUGCCAAACUUGACGAAGUAAUACAAAAGAAUGGAUAUCCACCAUAUGUGCGUAAUAUUAAUGGUAAACAUAGUAAAGUGACAUCAUCAGCAUUCAAUCAAAAGAUUUUGAAAUAUGAACUGACAUUAAGCGAUUUGAAUCCUGGAGCUAUCACGGAAAUUCGCGUUAGUAGAAAAAUGUAUUGGAAUGGUUUUGAUAUCACGAUCAAACCUGCAGGGUCUAAAGUGGAAAUAUUGCCAAAUAAUACCGAAGUAGUGCGUAUUACCGUACCAGAAAAAGCUGAUUAUAGAUCGUUGGACAUCAUAUUGACUAAACAAACAGCCAAGGAAGCGCAAUUGACCCUUAAUGGAACACAAAAUAUCCCAAUCGCUUCAAUUUCAAAUAAAAAUGAUUUGCAAGAACAACCGCAAAUUGCUAGUCCUCGUGCAAGACCAGCUGGGAAAAAGAGAGAACUAACUAUUUCUCCAACUCGAGAAUCAACUAUUUUUCCAACUCGUGAAUCAACUAUUUUUCCAACUCGAGAAUCAACUAUCUUUCCAACUCGUGAAUCAACUAUUUUUCCAACUCGAGAAUCAACUAUUUUUCCAACUCGAGAAUCAACUAUUUUUCCAACUCGUGAAUCAACUAUUUUUCCAACUCGAGAACCAACUAUUUCUCCAACUCGAGAACCAAUUAUUUCUCCAACUCGAGAAUCAAUUAUUUCUCCAACUCGAGAAUCAACUAUUUUUCCAACUCGAGAAUCAACUAUUCUUCCCACUCGAGAAUCAACUAUUCUUCCCACUCGAGAAUCAACUAUUCUUCCCACUCGAGAAUCAACUAUUUCUCCAACUCGAGCACUAAUCACAAGCAAAACUUGUGUGAAACCUCCACCGCUUGAAGCUUCGUCGAAUCAAAACCAAAUAAAGGCUGCAAAUCCAGGACCCCCACCCAUCACAAUAUCAUCGAGCAAUUUUGUUAACAUCGACAAUAGCCCGCCUAAUCCAUUAAUUUGGUAUCCGAAAAAGAGCGGAGGAAAAUCAAAUGAUACGGAGAAGACGCCUGCUGUCCGAGAUGAAAUAGUGUUGAGCGACACAUUACGUUUCAACUCGCAUCAA
This is a messenger RNA of Ambispora gerdemannii, 2976 nucleotides long. NCBI's taxonomy places the organism in Eukaryota, Fungi, Glomeromycota, Glomeromycetes, Archaeosporales, Ambisporaceae. The record is from the annotation of a GenBank genome assembly.